AUGAAGACCAUAUUGCAACAGAUAAUCCAAGGACAAGCUAAUAGUGCCUUAGAGUUGAACAAGAGGAUGGUUGAGAUUCACAAUAAGGUUGAUUGCUCAUACAAUGAUCUAAACAACAAGUUUGAGUCUCUAACUACCAAAGUGCUUACCUUGGAAGCUAAAGUUGGUGGUUCUUCAUCAUCAAGUACAAAGGAGUAUUGUCAUGCAGUUUUCUCUACUAAAGAUGGUGUGGCUGAGACUGAAGAGAAUGAGAGAGCUAUAGAAGAACUUUACAGGCUCCUUCAUGGUACAAGUGUUGAGAUUUCUGUGAAUGAGGAGACUUCUCAAGCUGAAAAACGAAAUGCCAAGGAGGAAGCCUCAAAGAUUGUUGCAAGAGAAGAAACCAUCAAGGUUGAGCCUCCUCUUUACAAACCAGAGCUUCCAUUUCCUGAGAGAGUUCUCACUAAAACUCAAAAGAAGAGAGUGGCAGCGCUUCUUGAGCUCUCUACACCACCAGAUCCUGCCCAUAUCACGCCAACCUCCAUUCCCAAGCUUGAGAAACAAGGGAAGUUCACAUUGCCUUGCACCCUUGGAGAUUUGAAGCUUGAUGAUGCUCUUGUGGAUUCUGGAGCAAGUGUGAAUCUGAUAUCACUUGCCAUGGUUAAGCAACUGGGUAUAAAGAGCAUGACGCCUCCUACAUCUUCUAUCAUGUUUGGAGAUGCCUCUUCUAAGUCUCCACUUGGUCUAAUCAAGGAUUACCCUUUAAAGAUAGGAGACUGCAAGGUUCCAACUGAUCUGACUGUUUUGGGUAUGUAUGGCGAUAAGGAAGUACCAUUGAUCCUUGGAACACCAUUCCUUACAACUGUUGGAGCCUCAAUUGACUUUCACAAGAAGCUGGUCACUCUCCACAAUAUCAACAGCAAGGUUGCAUACCCAAUGAAGGUUUCUUCAACAAGUUAUUGUGGAACCAUAACCAUUGCCAAUUCCAGCUUCAAGAAGGACAAGGUUGAGUGUGACAAAGUUGUGCAUGUGCUUGAUGAGUGUGGAGAAGAUAUUAUGGAUGGAGAGUGUCUCAUUGAUAUGUUUAGUGAGCACAUGGGACGUGCUCAGAAGGAGGAGGUGUGUAGAGGCAGAGAGGCCACUCUUAAGAGAAAGAAAAAGAUGGAGAAACCACAUCCUCACUCUCUUGAUCCAUCCCCAGGUGAUCCAGUCAAACCCCACGGUUCUCUUGCUCAUGCCAUGGAUACCACUGUCAAAGGCGUGCAGCCCUUCACCAUUCACUAG
Microthlaspi erraticum is the source of this 1263-nucleotide messenger RNA. The record is from the annotation of a GenBank genome assembly. Lineage: Eukaryota; Viridiplantae; Streptophyta; Magnoliopsida; Brassicales; Brassicaceae.